Molecule: messenger RNA, 3739 nt
Organism: Amphiprion ocellaris (clown anemonefish)
Lineage: Eukaryota; Metazoa; Chordata; Actinopteri; Pomacentridae
Gene: retreg2
Product: reticulophagy regulator family member 2
Exons: 9
Coding region: 45-1814 (589 amino acids)
Source: RefSeq, a predicted model, not a curated record
UAAACCCCGUGAUCUCCAAAACAACAUAACAAAGUGGGAGAAACAUGGCGAGCGGAGAGGAGGCCAGAAGACGCCCCUCGGUUACCUCCUCUUCGGUCGGCCUGGAGGCUCUCUUCCCCGCAGGGACCUCGGAGCAGGCCGGCGCCGACGGAAACCCGGAGCUCGUCCUGCUGCGGGAGCGUCUCCAGGCUUGGCUAUCGCCGUAUGAACCCCUGCUGCUGUGGGUGCAGAGGCUGCUGGUGUGGGAGAGGCCGCUGUACAGCAUCUCUGUUGCCCUGACGCUCAACACAUUAUUCUGGCUCCUGUCCUCCACCUCCCUGCGGCCUCUGUUCCUGCUGAGUGUGUCCCUGCUGGGGCUCAUGCUCCUGGAGAGAUGGAAGCCCAAGCUGCCCAUCAUUACCAUUCAACAUGUUGAGGCACUCACUGUACAAAGUGAAACAAUGAGCACAGAGCAGCGUCUGCUCAGUGUUCCUGAGCUCAGCCACCACCUGGCUGAGAGCUACCUGACCUGCUGCCUGUAUCUCCAGGAGAUGCUGCAGUACAAGCGACAAAACCACGGCAAGUUCUGUGUGAUGAUGUGCAGCGGCUGUUUUGUACUAGCUGUGGUUGGACAUUAUGUCCCGGGAAUCAUGAUCUCCUAUAUAAUAGUCCUGAGCGUCCUGCUGUGGCCGCUGGUGGUGUACCACGAGCUGAUCCAGAGGAUGUACACCGGCCUGGAACCAAUCCUGAUGAAACUGGAUUACAGCAUGAAGGGAGAUACUGAGCACCGCAAGCAUGACAAGAGGAAGGUAAAGAAGGAGAUGGAGGAGGGCGAUGAGCCUAGAGCUGAAACAGAAAGUGAGAGUGAGGAGGAGCUGUCCUGCUUUGCUCCAACGGUGGACGUGAAGACUACUGCUCUGGCAAUGGCCAUCACAGACUCGGAGCUGUCGGAUGAAGAAGCUUCCAUCUUGGAGAGUGGAGGGUUCUCAGUGUCCAGAGCCACCACUCCUCAACUGACCGAUGUCUCUGAAGACUUGGACCAGCAGAGUUUACACAGCGACCCGGAGGAGGCCUACCUGCGGGAUCUUCCUGAGUUCCCCUCAGCCGAGGAGUUUCCAUUCAUUGAGCACAACCUGCUUCACUUUCCUCUGCGAGGUCCGGGCCAGGGAGACAGAACCCAGGCUUGUGCUCAAGCAGAGGGGGAACCGCUGAGCCCCGCCAGCCUGCUCAUCCAGCACCUAGCGUCCCCUCUCCACUUUGUGAACACACAUUUCAAUGGACACGGACGACCGCCUGGGGGUGAGGAGGGUCUGUCGGCUGUUCCGGGUGCAGGAGAGGGAGCAGCAGGGAGGCAGGAGGGGGAGGAGAAGGAAGCGGCGGUAACCCAGGGUGCACAGCGUUCAUUGGAGGCCUUGAGCGAGGAGAUAGUGAGCACGGCCAUCUCCACCGUUGUGCAGAACACUCUGUCGGCCCUGCUGCACUCCAGCGAGGCCGGCGACGAGCCCUCCCUGGAUGAGUUCCUCCCCACUGAAACUCCACCAGGUGCUCUGGAGACCUCCACCCCACCCACCGACACCACCGCUGACACUACAGUUACUACGACGGGGGCGGCGGGUCCCGACGAGGACCCGGAUGAGGCGAUCACGACGGAAAGCGGCGCUGGCGAGGAGUUCCCCGACGACACACUAGUUCCGACCGAGGACGAGGACUUUGAGCUUUUGGACCAAAGUGAACUGGAGCAGGCAGACGAGGCGCUGGAGCUCAGCUCUGACAGACCGGUGGUGGGAGGAGCUCCUGACACGCCUCCGUCUCCUCAACAUCAACCACAGUCAUAGCUUUGCUGUUCGCCCCCACCGUCAACUGUGUUUGUCUUUUAUUUGUACAUUAGAACUACAUUAUAAACAUACAUACAGCUAUUUACAAUUCAUUUAUCAAAGAGUUUAAUACUGCUGGUUGGUGAUUGUGUGGCAGAUGGUUGAGACACUUGGUAGGUUCUCUUUUCAUAGCUUCGCUUUACGAGGGUCUGCACAGCCUCGGUACCUGAGUUCUAGUCCAAGAUUGUCACAUUUAAUGGGAUCAUUGCAGCUUUACUGUUCCCCUAAUGGAAAUCAUCAGUAUGCAUUUACAGUAGAAGUUUUUGGCUUGAUAGUGUCAGAGAGCAGAGGUUGGAUUGACGGUUCGUUACUGUUUUAAACCCGUUUAGUCUCUUCUGAAGCCUUCAUUUUGUACCUUGGCUAAUGGCUGAACCUUCCGAAGCAGAUGUUUAUGUAGAUGGUAUUAUGAAGAGUUGAAAUGUUGGAUUACAUGACUAAUAAUAUAUGCGAUAAAUUAUUUAAUUUAAUGAUCAGUUGAUUAUUAUUAUUAUUAAGCUGAGGGGGAGUUUGAAAGUACGUUUUAUCCUUUCCAUAAUGAUUGUAUGUAAGUGUUUUAACGACGGACGUCCAAGUUCAAAUUGUAGUUGCGUCUUCCCGGUUAGUGAAUCGAUAUUAACCCCCCGUCUUUACCUUUUAAGGUUUUGAAAGAAGCAUUCAAUCAUUGGUGGUUUUUCACUUGUUGCCUGAAAAUGGAAUCUUUGACAUUACUGGAUGUUGACAACUAGUUGGUCUUUACCCAUACACACAAGUGACUUUCACGUGGCAAGAUAAAAGAAAUGUUCCUGGAUUUCCUCUCUGUGAUGGAUGCCUCGUUUUUAUUGAGAUUAGAUCUCACAUCCAUUUGAGUUUAUUACUGAUCCGACAGAUUUAAAACCAUCAUCACUGGGGAAUAUAUAUUUACCAAAUAACCUCCUCCGUGCCACGACAAGUUCAUGCAUGCCGUGCAUCACGCAUGUCUCAAUAUUCAAGGUCAGUUUUCAAAAGAGCACUACAUGUACUGGAGCAGAUUUUUUGUCUUGUUUUUGAAGGGGCAUAAAGCUUUCAUUGUACAUCACGUGUCUGAAAAAAAUUGACGAAUACUUCCAGUUGAAUGAAGAGGGCGAUUUUUGCUUUUGUAAACCACUCAGCAUCCAAAUCUCAGGGGUGGGUUGUACAAAGUGAAUAUAAAACUGCAGAAUACGUGUCCAUUUCCUGACUUGUCGUAGUGCACUGUAUUUGUACUAACCUUUCCUUUUUUUUCCAGUCUCCUUGUGUAUAGUGUAGAAAUGCAAAAAAAAAAAAAAAAGGAAAGUGUAUAUUCUGCAUGUAAAAACAGCACUCUCUUCAAGUUCUCCUUGUCAGCUGACAAAGUACUGCACAAUUUGUGAGGAAAAUCAGUUCGAAUGUUUCAGGUUAAAAAAAAAAAACGCCUGUUAAAUUCAGUUUAUUUCAUUACAAUGAGGGGAAUAAAAGUUUUGAUGUGUCCUUUUAUUUUGAAAAGACUACCCAGCUGUAAAUGGAAAUGGGUGGCAAGCGAUAACAUCAGAUUUAGAGAUUAACAGACUAGUUUGUGUAUGGUAGUUGUGUAUUUUAUGCUUAAAAUAUUUGCUUCUUGACCUAUAUAUGUAUAUGUGUAUAUAUAAAUACACAUAUAUAUACAUAGAUAUAAAAAUAUAUAAAAGACACUUACCGAACUGUACAAUUUAAAAAAAAAAAAAAAGGAAUAUAUUUUCUAAUUUCUCCUUUUUCCAUAAAGUACUCAGUUUGAUCUUUUACGUCUAAAAAUGUAACCGCUACGGACAAGUUUCAGAACGUGGGAAGGUUUGCUGUCAUUAAGCUGGUAAAAUAAAUCUGCAACUUCACAUGUGAAAGUAAGACAAUAAAAGAACAAACUGAAACAAACUAAA